Molecule: messenger RNA, 2682 nt
Organism: Kazachstania africana CBS 2517
Lineage: Eukaryota; Fungi; Ascomycota; Saccharomycetes; Saccharomycetales; Saccharomycetaceae
Exons: 1
Coding region: 1-2682 (893 amino acids)
Biological process (GO): chloride transmembrane transport
Cellular component (GO): cortical endoplasmic reticulum
Molecular function (GO): chloride channel activity
Source: RefSeq, a predicted model, not a curated record
AUGAGUAAGAUUGAAACAUUAGCUGAGCUCGACCCUAAUUAUGUGGUCAGCUUUCAGUACUCUAAGAACAACCUCGCUCAGUUGUUGGCUGAAUUUUCUGUCAGAGGAUUGAAUGUUGUGACAAGACCGGGCCACGAUUCGUCAACUGUAUACGCUUUUACUAGACUGGAUGUAAACACAGAAGACGAGCAAGCACAAGAUAUUUAUUCGAUCUCCCAUGACUUGAACUUUAUUGAGUCAGUGACGCCCUUAUAUGAUAUGAAGACAAGAAAAAUGAUAAAUGCCUUAUUUAAGACACUAGAAUGGAAAAAAGGUAUCAAACUACCCUCUGAACAUGAUUUAAUCCAUUUAGCUCAGUUGACAGGAAAUGCAAGACAAUCGUUGUAUUUCGCCUACUGUGUCACAUACAUCAAAGCACUACUGCCAUUGGCUUUAUGUGGUAUUGCAGUCAGGUUUUUGGCAUUGACUUCUUCCUGGGAAUUUAACAGUUUUUAUAACAUUUGCUUAUUUUGCUGGUCAAUAGCUUUUACGUCAACUUGGAUUAAUAAAAAAAAGAAACGAUACGCCCAAGAGUUUGGGAAGGUUCGUGCAGCGUCUUACCUAUUCAAGAGUCCAGAAAGAAGCGCAAAGUAUAGUUCUCACGAUAAAGUCAUUUUGAAAAAAUGCUGUUUUCUACCAAUUGCUCUCUGUUUUGCAUCAGCCCUUAUUGCUUUCCAACUCUUUUGUUUUGGUAUUGAAAUUUUCAUAACCCAAUUAUACUCAGGGCGUUUCUCGAUGGUACUAGCAUUGUUCCCAAGCCUUCUGUUGACUGUUUUCACACAGGCUUUGACUAUGCUUUAUGAUAAAGUUUUUAUUGGUAACUUCAUAAAAUGGGAAAAUGGGCCCUUUCCUGCCAGUUCAAGGAUGGAAAAGAAUUUUAUUCUCAAUUUCUUAGUGAGUUAUAUGCCGCUUUUCAUCACGUUAUUUAUCUAUCUACCUUUUGGGCAUAAGUUUGGUCCAAAGUGGAAAGAAGGAUUAAUGCAGCGUUUUGAUAAUCAUCAUAUCCCUGUCAUGAAAUCCAACUUUGUUAUAGAUACCCACAGAUAUAAAACGCAAAUGUUUUAUUUUACAUUUACAAAUCAACUAGUUGUAUUAGCCUUGGAUAAUAUUUUACCUAUUGUUAUGGAAAGAGUUAUGGACAUUCUAAAAGGGACACGAAAGCCAGAGUCCGAAUCUUCAGUAGUUACAGCGACUGUUGAAAAGGACUUCCCCAAAGAAAUCAAAUAUUGGCAAAAAAUCAAAUCCUUCCAUGUUGGUCAAUGGGGCUCGUUUGAUGUCGAUGAUAACAUGAGGAAGUUUGUCAUUCAAUUUGGGUACGUCAAUAUGUUUUCCGUUAUUUGGCCCUUGGCACCUCUUUUAUGUUUGAUGUUUAGUUUUAUUAUGCUGAAAGCUGAUUUAUGGAGAGCACUUGAGCAAUGUAGGCCAGUUUCCCUUCCAAGUGAUCUAGAUUACGAAGAAAUUUAUGAAGAAGAAGAUCAAAAAUUAAAGACUACUACAAGUUCUUGGGAUGUUAUUUUGGAAAUACUGACAUGUGCUGGCGCUACUGUAGCUGCUACUUUGACUUUUAUGUAUUCAAAAUGUUAUUUGCCUAACGUAGGAUACGAAACAGAAUUCGAAAAAAGGGACGAUUGGUAUAUGCAUUCUCCCAUCUCCACAAGCUGGUCCUCUAUACUUCUUUUUGCAAUUGUAGCCGAGCACUCCGUCGUUAUGACAUAUUUAGUUACAUCUAAGGUUGUAUUAGCCUCGCAAGAUAAUAUACGAAAGGGCAAAGUUGCUUCCGGAAAGUUGCUUGCUCCACAGAGUGUCGAUUUACUUCCUGUCCAGAAAGAAACAAAUAAAUUCAUGGGCGAAACUGAAAAGGAAAUGAGAAGAAGAAGUACUCACAUAUCAACUACAUCAGAUAAGAAAUCUAUAGAGGAGAUGAUAUUUCCUAAUAGAUCAAGGGAAAAUGAAAAUGUUCCUUCACCUUUUCCCAAAUUGGAAACAUCAACAUAUGGCCAAGACGCAACCUCAAAAAUUCAAGGUGAAUCUACGAAUACUAGGUUACGUCAUUCUCGUAAAGCAACUGAAGAAUCUCGUAAAAAUUAUGAUCAAUUCCCGGAUUUUGAAGUUGUUGAACCAUUACGUAAUGACACAGCUGUUGAUACAACUGCAGGUGCAACGUUACCAAAUUUUAUUCCAAUAUCAAGUAAUUUUGAGCUGAGAGACGCUACAAAUUUGAAUACUCGAGGUUACACACCAAGGACGUACCAACACAACUACUCGAAUGUACCCAAUGCAAGCAUCGUGGGCUCUGCCAUUGAUGGGAAGGCAGAUGGAAUAGAGCAUAUGCAGUAUGCUUCUGGCAAGCACUUCGCCACAACCUCGAAUCAAACGAACGCACCUAUGGCUGCAACUGCUGCAGCUGCAGCUUUGUCCACCAACCCUGAAGAGAUGCUCACUCAUGCAGCAAGUCGGAAAGCCAGUACUCAUAGUAGUCACGAGCCUAUGAUGAAAGAAAUUGUUAACAAUAGAAGCCAAUUUGGAAGGCCACAGUCUCACUAUGAAGACAACGAUUAUAAUAAUAUGGAGAGAGCACCAGAGGGAGGGAAGGUAAAAUCAAAAGGGUUCUUUAGCAAAAUAAAGAAAGUGGCUGCCAAGUAG